UCAGAGUAAUCGUAGGAGGACAGAGAAGGGAACUUGUGUCAGCGUGGGUGCUGAAGCAGGAGAAUGACAUGCUGGAUAAAGGGGCAGCGAUGAUGUCCAGUACCACAUUCAAAAUGUCCAGGUCACAGUGAAAGCCUCCUGUCAUAACAACACUAGUGCCAUCAAGAUCCAUCAGAAGCAGAUAGCAUGCAGAACCUCCGGCAUGCCGCUUCUGAGGCUUCCAGCGUCUCGGGUUAAAACAAAGACAUCUGGGCUACGAGGAGUUGAAUGGAUGCAUUUGUUCCCCUCAGCGAAUACAACAUGGCUGUUUGUGUUUAGCUCUCAUGGAUGGGAGAUGGAGUCAUAAGACCAGGCCUGCAGACACACACACACACACACACACACACACUUUCUCAUGCAAGUCAUAUGAGUUAUCCAGCUUAAUCAGAGAAAGUGAGAGUGAGUAAGAGAGUAGAUUUGGAGAUGGAGGAUUUCCUGUGGAGAAUGCAGGUCUGGGUGUCUUUAAGCUUGAGGAGAUGUUGUUGGUGUUGUGGAGAUAAAAGAAAUGAAGUCAGAAGGGAUGAAAAAGAGGAAAUGUUUGAGAUGAGAGUGGAAGAGAUAAAGGAAGCAAUGAAAAUGGAAGAAAAACCAUCAAAAACAUGGAGUGUGUCCUCCCUCCCAGUCGCUGAGCUGGGUGAGCUGGAUGGGGUGGAGAAACCACAGCCGCACUGGUUUCACACGCUGCAGGUGCGACGGCUCAGAGUUCAGAGGGGCCGCAGUAACAGCGAUCCUAUGGGAGGAAAGAGCUUCCAGCAAGAGUUCCAGUGGAAAACUGGCCUGCAGUUUGGGAAUGCAACAUCUUAUCUAAAUCUUGAAAAGCUUGGCGAGGGCACAUAUGCCACAGUGUACAAAGGAAUUAGCAGGAUAAACGGUCAUCUUGUGGCUUUAAAGGUGAUUCACAUGAAAACUGAGGAAGGAAUUCCAUUCACAGCUAUUAGAGAAGCCUCCUUGUUAAAGGGCCUUAAACAUGCCAACAUCGUCUUGCUUCAUGACAUCAUCCACACGCGGGAGUCUCUCACCUUUGUCUUUGAGUAUGUGCAAACAGAUUUGUCUCAAUACAUGAUUCAGCAUCCUGGUGGACUUCACUCAUACAACAUUAGGCUCUUUAUGUUUCAGUUGCUGCGAGGAUUGUCUUACAUUCACAGCAGAAGAAUUCUGCAUCGAGACCUCAAACCUCAGAAUUUGCUCAUCAGUUAUUUGGGGGAGCUCAAAUUAGCCGAUUUUGGUCUGGCCCGAUCUAAGUCCAUACCAUGCCAAACAUACUCAGCCGAGGUCGUGACUUUAUGGUACCGCCCGCCAGAUGUUCUCAUGGGCUCCACUGAUUACUCCACAGCCCUGGACAUCUGGGGAGCUGGCUGCAUUUUUAUCGAGAUGCUACAGGGGUCACCAGCGUUUCCUGGAGUAGCUGAUGUCUUUGAGCAGCUGCUGAAGAUUUGGGCUGUCCUCGGGGUCCCGACCGAGGAGAGCUGGCCAGGUGUCAGUGAUCUGCCAAACUAUAAACCAGAGUGGUUCCUGCCCUGCAAGCCCCAGCAAUUUCGAGAUGUCUGGAAAAGACUCGCUCAGUUACCCUACAAGACGGAGGAUCUGGCCCAGCAGAUGCUGAUGAUGAAUCCAAAGGACAGGAUUUCAGCCCAAGAUGCAUUGCUACACCCAUAUUUCAACACUCUUCCACCUCCGUUAAUGCAUCUAAGGGACACUGUGUCCAUCUUUAAGGUGCCGGGUGUGAGGUUAGAGACGGAAGCGAGGGAUAUCUUCAGCCCCAGCAGACGAAUGAAAUCGCCUCUUGCUCCGCUGGCCAAGUGCUGGUGAAAGUCUCGCCUUUGUAAAUAGUUGGUGUGCUUGUAAAACCAAAAACACACCAGCAUGAGUAAACGUGACACUGUUGCAGCAUGGCGGUCAGUUUGUAUGUUGUUUAUUCAGAUCUUAAUCAGCUUAAUCAAAUAUAUUUCUAAAAGAAUAUCAGAUUCUAUUUCAUAAGAUUCGCUGUUUUUACAAUUUGGACUAGUAUUACCUAAAACAUGUUUUAUGGUUGAUCAAACCUGAUUUCACCACUGUAUUUCAUACAUUCUAUAUUUUUUUAGAUCCAUAUCCACCUUAUUUUUUAAGUAAUUUAUAGGAGUGCGUGCAUCCAUUUAUAACUUGAAUGCGUGAGGCUUCCAGUGUCAUUUUAGCUGUACAAAAAAUAGUCCUUUAAGCGGCUUGAUGUUGCAAACUGGUAAUUGUUAUAUUAUAUUAUAUUAAUUUAUUAUCAUAAUCAUAAACACCAGUUUGUUGCACAAAUAGUUUUACCAUUUACUGCUUUCUCUUAUUCUUCCAGUCGGAGCAGCUAAUCUGAAGUCUUUCAUAUUCACAGAAAAUAGCUUCUGCGUUGCACAAUAAGUUGGAUAGCAUCAUAUUUAUUGAGAGAGGCUCACAUAUGUUGGCUUUUCUGCCUCUCUGCAAACUGAUGUCCAGAGAAUGUUUACUGCACAAUUUGAUUGUAAAUAAGUUUAAAUUAAAUGCACUUAUUGAUUUGAUAUGUAAUUUAGUUUUUGUAUAUUUUGCACAGAAAAGAGAUGAAGAGUGUGCGAGAGAGAUGAUUUUGGAAUAUGAUAUGGAAAUAUGUGAAAGAAUAUACCUACUAAUCUUUCAAAGCUCUAUUGUGUAGUGUGCAGGUGAAAAAAAAAACAGAAUUGUAUGCAUUCAUAAAACACACCUGGAGAGAGUCUCACCCGAAAUUACCUGUUUUUGUACAGCACAUAGGCCUACUCAUAUUUCUCCUGUACGCUGAUGGCCACUGUGUCGAAACAUGUUCAGAACUGUUUUUAGCUGUGUUUGUAUCAAGUUCAUAAUUAAUAGUUUCUGUAUCUCUACAUUUUUUACAUAUUAGCCAUGUCUGUAUAUGAUGUUGAGAUUCAAAACAUGUGCUGCUUCUACAUCAAUGUUCUAAAGGAGAGAUGUACAGCAAUAUUGGUCACCAACAUUAAAAAAAAAUAAUACUUUCAAAUAAUAGAAACAAUCACAUUGCCAGUCACUCAAUGCUGAUGUCGUAAAUGGAUAUGCCUGAGUACUUCCACACACUUCAACAUAAUGCAAUACUGUGAAAACUGGGUAUGUGUUCAUAUAACUGUAUACAAUCCCACUGUGUCUUGACUUCUGAAUAAAUAUUGUAAACAUGAAACCAGUAAAUAAAUAAAAGAUUUUAAAAAAAAUAGAAUUUUA
This is a messenger RNA of Cyprinus carpio (common carp), 3240 nucleotides long. Its product is annotated as cyclin-dependent kinase 15. Gene Ontology annotation, molecular function: cyclin binding; cyclin-dependent protein serine/threonine kinase activity; ATP binding. Gene Ontology annotation, biological process: protein phosphorylation. Gene Ontology annotation, cellular component: cytosol; nucleus; cytoplasm. The record is from RefSeq and is a predicted model, not a curated record. Lineage: Eukaryota; Metazoa; Chordata; Actinopteri; Cypriniformes; Cyprinidae.